UCGUCAGUCGGUGUUGGCUGUACCUUGAACUUGUUGCAAUUGUUUGGCCAAUCGAUCGGUCUGCAUGCCUGAUUACCAUCAUCGUUGUCAUUGUAAUGACCUUUACGUAUCCUGCAAGAUCUAGAUGUUUGGGUUGUGCAUCGUAACCUAGUGAAUUCGAAGACUGCCACAAGCAGCAGGAGAGGUGCAGCUAUUUUUUACUCUGAAGUAUGUGUAAUGUACAGGCAGUUGUAUUGGUUUUUCUUUGGCUUAAAUCGAUGUUGAUAUACUUGGGAGCAUGAGAGUGCGUAAUGGGAGUGAUACAGUUCUUUGGAGAAUUCGGCCGAGUCGUAGUCGAACAUCCUGUUGGAAGCCGACUGUCUCAGGACAUCUGCCAGGCACAGCACGCUGGACCGUAAUUGCAUUGUGUGGGCCAGUCUACGUUGAGGGACAGUCUGUAUUCCCUCGAACGGACUGCACUGAUUUCCGAACUGCCAAUUUACUACCACGCCUGCGUCCCCCAUAACGACAUCCAGGGACUGUGGGAGAAAUCUGGCAGUUUUCUCUUCGUAUUGUCUUCAUUUGUGAUAUAGUGAUUUGAGCUUCUCUCAUCCUUUUUGUCUCGAUCUGUGUUGGACCUCUGACUUCCUUCCCUGCUCAGUUUAAAUUGUGUUUGCGGGAGAGAAGUGCAGACGUUUACAUUUUAUCUGUGAACAUCCUGCGAUAUUUUGUUCGUUAUUUACACGUAUCCCAUAUCUUCGUGUGGGUGAUUGUUGGAUUACGCUGCGGGUAUUAUUCCAUAUUGGGGCUGAUUGUGUUCCGGACACUCAGACGCAAGAUUUGUUGGGAUUACAUUUUCUGUGAAUACUUUGUCCAUUUGCUCAGGUGCAUGUAGUGUGACUCGUCGAUUGUUAUUCCCUGCCGAAAGUUCAUUGAAAUUACUUGGUUUGUAAAGAAAAAACAAAAAUGGCUCGCUUCCGACCUCCGGCACCAGCUGAAAUCGCAUCCAAGGGAUUCCGUUUUCUCAUAACGGAUCGACCAUCGGAUGCAACAAUGGAGACAUACCUCCAGGAGCUGAAGAAGCACGGCGUGACUGAUGUGGUGCGUGUGUGUGAGCCAUCAUAUGAGACGGUGCAGCUAAAGGAGGCCGGGAUUCAGGUGUGGGAUUGGUUCUUUCCCGAUGGAUCGUAUCCGGUUGAGGACAUUCUCAACCGUUGGUUCGAUUUGUUGAAGACGCGCUUCCGUGAAAAUCCCGACGCAUGUGUUGCUGUGCAUUGUAUUGCUGGUUUGGGAAGAGCGCCAGUUCUUGUGGCUGUUGCUUUGAUUGAACUCGGAAUGCCCAGUGAGGAUGCUGUUGAAUUGAUUCGCAAUAAGCGGCGUGGUGCCAUCAAUGCUAAGCAACUGGACUACCUGAACUCGUACCGUCCGAAGUCCCGAUUGAAGAUUAGCAAGAAUGGCAAGCAUGAUUGUUGCGUCCAGUGACUGCAUGGCUGGCUGCAAAUGUAUUCUGAUGUCACGAACGUUUUCUAUCCACACACACAACCCACACAUAUUGACCGUCUCUCUUCUGCUCUGUGGAACAAAUCCGUCUCCUCUUUUUUCUGGCUUAUAAUUUUUAGCCCUAACCGGGGGUCUGUGACUUGUAUGAGCGUUCGCAUUUUCUAAGCAACCCGGCGUUGUUUUUUUCGACGUUUUAUCUAGAAAAGUAAUUUAUAAUAAUAUUUUAACGAUUAUUCAAGCGAAGGACAUGCGAUCGUGAAUUGUCCUGUUGCUGUUUUUACUGGGUGAUAAUGCAUUAGUUGGUUAUGUUGUCUCAAUCCCCCAUUUUUGGCCCCCCACCUUGAACAACCUCCCCGCAGGAAGUUUUAAACUAUUAACUGACGUUUAUUAACAUUGCGGAUCCAGGCGUGUGCACCUUUGGCCCAUCAGAAACUUUACCAUUUCUUAUGCGCAUUCUGUCUUUUUUCGGUUAAAUUGUACUUAAGUAUUGGCAUAGCUGAUGGAAAUGGACGGAUUCUUUGUAAGUGACGGUAGAGAAAAAGGGUUUCCUUAUUCUGCUUUAAUUUAAUGGCUUUCUUUUUUGACGAGAGUUGCUAUUUCUUUGUGGCUGCCCAAUUUCCGGCGCUCUUUUCCCUUUUUCACGCGAUUUUUUUGAUGAGCCCUUGGUGUGCAUCGAUUGUUGUGAUAUUUUUGUGCUGCUGCGUUGAUUGAUGAUCGAUUUUUUAGAAGUGUAGUUUUUGGAAAUCAACUAAAAAAACGAACCCGUUUAUGUGUUUUUUUGUCGGUUAAUUAGAUGUUUUUGGCCGUGUUUUUUAUGUUGGUGAACAGUGACUGAAGACUUCGCAAAAACAGAAGAAACAAAGCAUGCCGUUUCUUUGUUCAACGUGGUUGUUUGGAUCUGCUGGUUGGUGUUUUGAAAUGUGCAAGAAAAUGGGAUUGAGCAUACAAAGCGA
Molecule: messenger RNA, 2432 nt
Organism: Paramacrobiotus metropolitanus
Lineage: Eukaryota; Metazoa; Tardigrada; Eutardigrada; Parachela; Macrobiotidae
Product: PRL-1 phosphatase-like
Exons: 8
Coding region: 946-1461 (171 amino acids)
Biological process (GO): protein dephosphorylation
Cellular component (GO): nucleus
Molecular function (GO): phosphatase activity
Source: RefSeq, a predicted model, not a curated record